AUGGAUCCGAACCAAUGCACCUCUGGUGCUCUCCUUGACCGUGCCUCCGCAGACGUAGCGCAGCUCCUGCGCCGUUUCGAGAACAUCAUUGCGUUUGAAUCCGACGGCAAGCAAGAUCGCAAUGCCACCGCCGUGGGGGCCUAUCAGAUGGAGGUCGAGACGUCGGCAUUGAUCCGGGCCGCAGAGGACAUCCUGUCCCUGACACGGAUACUCAAGGAAGCGUGGCUGUUUGGCAAACUGCAGACGGUGGGGAGCAGCGAGGCGGAGACGAGGGCGGAAGCUGCGGCGGUGAAGGUGGCGGCGGGAUUGAGCAGGUUGCGGGGCGGCGACGGAGCGGAGGCCACGGGGUCGAAUCAAGAGCCGACCGGGAGCGAUGGAGACGGUAGAGGGGUUGGAAAAGAGGCCACCACCCCCUCCCUCGGCAUCGGUCUCCGCGGCACCCUCCCCUGGCCGCCCCUGAAACCCGACCUCGCCUUCUUCGCCCGCGUCACCAAACGUCCUCCUCCCCCGCACCUUCGACCUUCCCCUCCCCCUCCUCCUCCCCAGCCCCACACCUCCACGGGCCGCGAAGCGGCAAAGGAGAGCCGCAAUGCCGUCAUCAUGGGCCGCAAGACGUGGGAGAGUCUGCCGCCCAAGGCGCGCCCGUUGAAGGGCAGGGUCAACGUGGUCCUGACGAGGGAUGUCCGGGGGUUGGGUUUGCCGGAGGGCGAGGGGGUUUUGGGGGUCGGCGGGAUCGAGGAGGGGUUGAGGCGGUUGCGGGAUGCGUAUCCGGGUCCGCCGGGGGGACGGGAAGGGGAGGAGGAGCGGCGGCGGCUGGACGGGGACGGUGGUGUGGGAGAAGCGGAGGCCGUGCGGCUGGGGAGGGUCUUUGUGAUCGGGGGGGCGGAGGUCUAUCGGCGGGCGCUGGAGAUGGAGUCUUGCGAGAGGAUCCUGUGGACGAGGCUGAGGGGGGAGUGGGAGUGCGACGUGUUCUUCCCGAACGGGGUGCUGCCGGUCGGGGACGAGGUUGGGGGAGACGGGACAGGGGAGGGCGGGGGGGGUGGGCCCGGGGGGGGAUGGGUUAGGAGGUCUACGGAGGAGUUGGAGAGGUGGGUUGGGGAGGAAGGGGUGGGUGGGGUGAGGAGGGAGGGAGGGGUCGAGUUUGAGGUUUGUAUGCUUGAGAGGGAGAGGGGGUGA
This is a messenger RNA of Letharia columbiana, 1176 nucleotides long. RefSeq lists its product as uncharacterized. The coding region runs from base 1 to 1176 and encodes 391 amino acids. Gene Ontology annotation, cellular component: mediator complex; mitochondrion. Lineage: Eukaryota; Fungi; Ascomycota; Lecanoromycetes; Lecanorales; Parmeliaceae. The record is from RefSeq and is a predicted model, not a curated record. Gene Ontology annotation, biological process: regulation of transcription by RNA polymerase II; folic acid metabolic process; dihydrofolate metabolic process. Gene Ontology annotation, molecular function: transcription coregulator activity; dihydrofolate reductase activity; NADP binding. The transcript has 5 exons.